Molecule: messenger RNA, 15645 nt
Organism: Caenorhabditis bovis
Lineage: Eukaryota; Metazoa; Nematoda; Chromadorea; Rhabditida; Rhabditidae
Source: the annotation of a GenBank genome assembly
AUGGAAAACGAGCCUUCAAAAGAUUCAAAAGUGGAUGAUGAUGCCACCAUGAUGUCUGGCGAUACCGACAGUCCUUUGUCGUCUAAAUCAUUUAACGCCCUAGAAGAAAACAUCCCUCGAGGUGAUGAAACUGAGAAAAACAAAGAUGAUGAGUCAGAAACUGCGAACUGUAGUCCAACAACAAGAUUAAUUAUUAAUGCACAGCAAGCAAGCAAUUCUUCUAGUGUGGGCUCAUCGGAAUGUGUUGGUGAAACAAUCGAGAAGACAACAACACCACAAACAGAGAAUUCUGACCGUGAUAUCAUUGAAUCAACUAAUGAAUGCUUAGACUCAAGCUCAUCGGUGAAAGCAACCGAAGAGUCCGAGAAUCUUGCGGAGGCAAAGAAAAAUGAUAUACCGCAAGCAGAAAAUAUUUUUAUUGCUGAAAUGCUGAGAGAGUACUUGGAAGAAUUCGGUCGUCGUACCUCAGAAGAUGAAGAAUCCUCAACACCGGAACCAGACGAGAGCAAUCAAAUUGAGGAAAAAGCUUCAAACAGCUCUUUCACAUCUGAGGUGCUUCAGAAAUUGCUAGCAGAAUGCGGUUGUCCUGCUACAGAUGAUGAGGAUUCAUCGCCUGAAGCAGAAGAUAUUAAUCAAGAUGAAACAGGAACAUCGGAUAACUUUUUCUCAGCUGAUGUUAUAAAGAAACUGAUGAAAGAAUGCGGUUGCCCUUCGACGGAUGAUGAGCAAUCAGCUUCACCUGAAGGAGAGAAGAAAAAUAACGAUGAAGCAAUUGCGUCAAGCAGCAGCAUUUUCACAACUGAUUGUCUGAGGAAGUACUUGGAAGAAUGUGGUUGUCCCAUCUCAGACGAUGAUGAUUCAUCGACUACCGAUCCAGAAGAUAACCAAGAUGAGCCAGAAACGUCGAACAACUUCUUCGCUGCAGAAGUACUGAAAAAGUUCAUGGAACAGUUUGGAGACCCUGUCGCCGACGAUGACAAAGCAUUUAAUGCGGAAGGCAAAAGAGAUUUCUCCGAAUUCACGCCUGAAGCAUUGAGUCAGUUCUUAGAAGAAUGUGGAAAAAUUACUAUGGAAAACAAUAUUCCAUCAAUGCUUCAACCAAGUAGUAGUUCGAAAAAUGAAGCAGCCAGCUGCUCAAAUUCUUUGGAGGUUUCGACAAAUGAUUUGGAAAAGCAACCGCGAAUACCACCGUUGAGAUUGAAAGUGGUGGUAUCCCAAAAGGAAGGAUCAACGGUCCCGGAGUGUUCCAUCAAUUCAUGUUCGACCUCGACAAAAAACGUGAUGAAAGUGCGUGUUGUCAAAGAAGGUGAUAAGACAAAGCAGUACGUCAUUGGAGUGAAUGGCAGAUGUAUCGCCCAACGUUCCCGAAACUUCCGACAAAAGGGUAUGGUUGAUCCUGAUCCGUCAUCUGCUAAUAUUCCUGCUGUUGUUGACAACGAUGCUGAUGUUGCUACUAUUCAAAAGAGCGUUCGGGAAUCGUCCGAGACAACUUUAACAGCAUUGAACCCACCAAUUAUUAUUGAGCAAGACGCGAACACUACUAUUUGUCAAGAUGAGCAAUCACACACCGAAGUUAGAAACGCAGCGACAUCAACGGGAGAUAUAGCAGAUGAUUCAAGCGACAUCAUAGAUGUAUGCGGACUUGAUGAUGAGCCUAGCUGCGCACUAGCAUGUACAGGAGAAGUUGGUGAAGCAUCAGGACAUGACGAAGAGGGAGGAGGAACAUCAGGAAUAGUAGAAGGAGAAGGUGGAGGACACUCUGGUGUUGUCAAUGGUGAAGGGCAGUCGGGAGAUAUCGAUUUGGACAUUGACACAGAUAUAACAAUGCAUACUCGUAUAAAUUAUUCACGCGCUCGCAAACUUUGCCCUCGUCAUCAGCACAAAGUGGGAACACGCCGACGAAUCAUGAACACCGUAUCAAUUCAAACGGAUGAAACCGCAGAGUAUGGGCCUCUUGUUCUUGACCCUGAUGAUCCAUCAAGUUCGGAAGGCUCUCUUCGAUUAAUGAUUCAGAAUUUCCGAAAUAUGGGUGAUACUGUUCGCGGUCCGACAAAAAGAAUUCAGAAUGUUGCAUGGCGAAUAAUGGUGAUGCCACGUCAGCACGUAGUACAAAAAAAGGGAACUCAGAAAUGUCUUGGAUUUUUCCUUCAAUGUGUUCCUGACGCAUAUUCAGACACCUGGUCAUGCCAAGCAGCAGCAGAAUUGCGUUUGAUGUCGCAAAAACCUGGAGUCCCACACUUUACGCGUAAAACAAAUCACGUAUACACUGCGAAGGAAAAUGAUUGGGGAUAUUCGUGCUUUAUGACAUGGACAGACAUUUUGGAUGAGGCACAGGGAUACCUUAAGGAUGAUCGUGUCGUUCUCGAAGUUCAAGUCAAAGCAGAACCGCCAAAGAACAUUGUUGGCCUUGAAGAGUUUCGCAAGACGGUUAACAGUUGGUACGAUCUUGCCGAACUUCAGUAUUCCCGCGGAAAAAUCGAUUUGGCCAUUGAAGCGAAUGCGCAAGGUUUAAAAUAUUGCAAAGACAAGGAUCCAGAAUGUCGUCGGAAGUUGGAUGACCAGAAGACGUAUUUUAUUGAAAUGAAAUUGGUCGAAUCUAUUCAAAGAAUUGAAAGUGCAGCCAAAAGACAUCCAAGUGAUAUGAAAACCGAUGGAGACUCUAUCAGUAAUCAAACUGCUCUUCGGAUGGCAUUGACUUCUAACAACAGGAACAAAAAUAAAAACAAGAAGUUCCUGAAGAAUAUGCGACCACGUGCACCAACUCCAAAUACACAGUCAAAAGUAACAACAAAUACUGUAGUUAAAGCGGAAAACGCUAAGACUGUUCAACAAAAGCAGGAAGCAGUGCAACAGAAGCAGACGAAGCAGGCUCAACCAAAAACUCAGCCGAAGUCACAAACUCAAAAGAAGCAGGAAAAUCCGCAAAAGAACACAGACGAAGCUCAAAAACUGAAACUUGACGAAAAGAAGAAAAUGUCUGAAAAGAAAGAAUUGGUCGAAGAUAAGAGGACUGCAACAGUUCGAGUUGUAGCGCCGCUGAAAAAAGUUGAACUCGUCAAGCGGAUUGAGUUUGCACGAAAAGAUAUCCCUGAAAUCAAGGGAAAUGUAAUUGAAAGCCGUCCAAUAAAGAAGGAUGAAAAGAAGGCUGAUAAAACAAAAACCGCCGAGAAGGCGAAUGCCGAAAUAAAGAAAACUACAGACCAAUUGAAGACAGAAACGCCGAAAACCACAGAAAAGGAAAAGAGAGAAGCUACAAAACCAUCGGAUAAUGUAAAAACAGAGUCACAGAAAUCCUUGGAGAGGAAGAAUAGCGAUUCUGAGAAAUCUGAGGAAAAGUCGAAUGCCGAAUCUCAAAUAUCGGUGGAAAAGGCACAAACCGAAUCACAGAGAUCUGCGGAGAAUGUUGAAGAAAAAAAACCAGUAGAAGAGAAAAAAGCGAUCGCAGAGAACCGAGGAAACGCACCUAAAUCGGAAGAAAAGCCUAAAGUCGAUAAAGCGAAAUUUGUCGAAAAGCCCAUUCCAAUUACGAAACCGUUAAUCGACAAGAAUCAGAAGAAACCCGACAGGAAAGCAAAUGAAGUUGUUCAGCAAGGCUGUUUCAAUCCGCUACUUUUUAAUGGAACCAAUCCUAUGUCGUGGGCAAAGCGAUCGAAAGCUGAAGAUGAAUUAUUCACCGAAGUAGCUUUUCAGUUCAGUGAUUUUGAAGAUUCUCCACGAAGCAGGGAGCACUAUGUGAAUAGAAUUUUUAAAUACAUGGCAGAGCAAAUGCGUACGUUGGGAUCUCUUGCUGGACAUUUGAAGAAUGUUAAGCACUCCAUUAUUUUACACAACAUUCAACAACUGCAUCAUUUCGCUGAUAGUGCGUUCGAUAUUGAACUUCAGAGACAGGCUACGAUUAGAAAGGCCAUUUCCAACGCCAAAGAAUAUAUGAGGCGAUCCAACCGAGGCUACAGAAAGCUAACUAUCGAGGGAGAUUCAACCGAUUGGGACGUAGGCCUGCUCUUUUCGGACGAAAAGAUUAUCUAUCGAAGAGACAUCAUUGAACGCGAGUCGACCUUUUUGGAUGGCAGAAUUCGAUUGUUCUGGGAUGCAUUGGGUGGAAUGCAAAAAACGCUUAUGAAAAUUGAAUGCGAGGCAGAAGAAGCGGCAUCGACUUCAUCGGAAAAUGACGAACGACAGCAUGACGGGUGCCCAAAACCAAAACGCUCAAAAGUUGAUUUGUCUUUGGAAUGCGAGUAUUGCAUCUAUGAAUCGCGAAAAAUGGUGGACAAUGAGGCGCAAACUGACUUUUUGCUAGACUGCGAUGGAGAGAUUGAAAAUCAGAUGUCUAAAACACCAAAGAUUAUCAUCAAGACAAAAGAAAAACCAGCGCAAAAAAUAGUCGAAAUUAAGAACGAGAACCAUACUGCCCUUGAUUCGCCAAACCUUCCGGAUAUAAAUAAUUCUAGUAUCAUGGAGCUUAUUCACCCUUUCACCAUUAAAGAAGCAAAUGGUGAACCAACGUCGGAACAAGCGAUGGGCGCUCUUAACCUUUUGGCAUUAAAUAUUACAAGCACUCGUCAGGUUAUUAACAAAGCCGAGGAAAUUUUGAUGGUUCUCGCUCAUAAUCAACCGGACGAUCCGUUGAGAAAAGCGUUGCGUGACAUUUCAAAAUUGGCCGGAAUCGCUUAUAUCGAAAACGAGGAAAAAUAUCGUCCAGUUAGCCCAGUGCUUUUCGAGCCAUUUACUGAUGAGGACUGUUCAUAUCUUAAUAACAAAGUGCUUAGUGGCCACCACAAGGAAAAAAAGAUUAUGACCGCACAGAUUCAGAAGCUUGAGACUUAUAGGAAUAAGUUCUUGAACUGUGUGUUUCUUGAUCGCGACGAUUGUGAACGGCUUAUUCGUGGAGCUCAAAUUAUUCACCAAAAAAUGGUAGACUACGAGAAGAAGAUGAAAGAAUUUCAAAGAGUUAAUGAUGAGCUAGAUGCGAGACAUAGGAAGGCUGAGAAAACCUUAAAGGAUGAGGUGAAGCAAGCAAAGUCUCAACAUAAUUCUGAGCGCGAUAGAAACAACCAAUUAAACAAGGAGCUCAAAGAGAAGAACAAGCUUGUUAAAAACUUGGAAAACAAAGUCAAUUCUCUUCAGUCCGAGAAGGAAGACGUUGUUGAAAAGCAGAAACAGCUGCAAAAAGAGCUUCAAGGAGUCCAGAAACGUGCCAGUGAUGACGCUCAGAAAUACAAGCGGGAAGUUCAUCAACUCACUGAUCAAAAGAAACACCUGCAAUCUGACAUGUCUUCAAUUUCAACGGAAAACAAGCAGAUGCAUAAUCAGCUGGAUGAUAGAAUCAAAGAAAUAAAGAAACUAAAGGAAGAGCUUGCCACAGAAAAGAACAAAGUAAACCAAAUCAACAAAGUUUCUCAAGAACAUCAAGAACGCGCAAAGAGGGCAGAAAUUUCUCUUCUUCAACAUCAGCUGGAAUCUGGAUUGGCUAUUCUUGAUCGCGCUCUUUUGGAUGCUCGUAAGAAAAUGAAAGAAAUGGAUGACGCUGCUAGCAACAGGGCUCGUUCGGCCAACGAAGUCAGCAUUUGUCUUCAAUCUCGCGACGAAUGGUCACAGAUUAUUGAUACUAUUACGAAGUCUAUUGAAAAAACAAAAGCCGAACACGAAGCACAUAUCGAAUUAAUUAGAAACGGCAAAUCCAUGGUCUCACUUCCGACUUUGGUUGUUCCAAAGCCGCCACCACCACCGCAAAUUGUAAAAAUUGCUCCAAUAGCUCCAGUUGAGCCAACGAAGCCAACCCCAGGUGUAAUUGGAUCACGUCCUCAAAGCCAUAUCGGUCAGGUUUCUUCGUCUGCGACGACAGCUCCCCAGUCGUCUACUGCUUCACGCCCAAUCUCUCCCGGAAGCCGUGCACCUGGAUCUCCAAUUAAUGGAAACAAUAAACCGUCUACUUCAAGUUCACCAGCUCGUCACGCGCCUAUCGGAACACGUCCAAACGGAACAGUUGUUGCUGGGUGUAGUGCAGAAUCGAAUACCAUCACUUCAACUAACAACCCGUGGACAUGGUCGGAUUCAUUGUCUACUAUAACUGAGUCUAUUAAUCCAAGCAAGCGUUUUGGAAACGAAGAUCGAUCAAACUUCUUCAGCAAUGAUCUUUUCACCAGUCUUUCAAGUCUCAGCUCACCGUGGGCAAAUGAUGAUCAGUGGAAUACCACCAUCAAUAAUUUGACGUUGAACUUGAACUCAACAACAUCAAGCUUCUUGAACCCGCUAAAUAUUCAACAAUCUCAUCAACAGUUCCAGUCUCUAGUUGGCGUUAUCGCUAAGAAACUUGGAAUGGAAUUUGGGAAAACGAGCGAAUUGAUCUCUGAUUACUGCCGCGAUCACAAGAUUCACUAUCAAGUUUUGUCGAACGACGAGGGAAUUAUCGAGAAAAUCCGGGAGUAUUACAAAAAACGACUUCAUCAUAUGCGUAUGAGCGCACCUCCAGGUGCCGCUCCCGGCUACAUGUCAAAUUCGCUUGUGUCAGUAAUGGAACGCAGUCCGUUCAAUCUGAUGGGCGAACAGAUGAAUCCUAUGAAUGAUCGAUCGGGAAGUUUCCCUGGAAUGGAGAAAUGGCCAUUCGCCUCAAUGAAUGCUCAUCAAAUAAUAACAGGAGCUUUAAAUGAGGGUGAACAUGUAUAUGCAAUAGGAUACAUCGAAGGCUUGAUUUUCACAGCAUGUGCUGUCGGUUCAGAUGUUGUCAUAUUGGAUUCUGACUUCAAUCGUGUACAAAUAAUUCCCGAAGUUGAGAAGAACUGCUUAGUAACCAGUAUAAGUUGUUGUCAGGAAACUGGUAAAAUAGCAGUCACCUAUGGCAAUGUUGUUCGAAUCCUGGAAGCAAUUAGCGGUGGUGUGGACAAAUCCAGAUUGAAAAGCGCAAUUUUUCAAUUUCUAUGGGUUGAGACACAUUGUUUUUGUGUUAAAGAUCAUAUUACGUCAGUAUUAUGGACCAUGGAAGGUAUGCGGAUGCUGUUCGUCAUUAAAAAUGAAUUGGUGCUCUAUCAACAUCGAAGCGUGAGUAACGUAAAUUGUGGUGGUUCGAGUGCAACUGUUAUGUUUUCCAUCGCCGAAGAGGAUGUAAAAGAGUCUCAGUCGUGGGAAACCAUAUGGUCAUUUGAAAUGUCAAAUAAACCAAAAUAUAUUCGAUAUUCUCCCGAUGGUGCAUACCUUGCCAUUUGUGGAACCGAUGAUGCCACAAUAAAAGUAUUCUAUCAGAAUAAUACGCGUCAUUCCAUAAGUUUCACAUAUCUUACAUUAUCCCACCCAACAACAGUUUGCGGAUUUGAAUGGCGAAAAACUGGACGAUAUAUGCCAAAAAAGUUCAUUCAAGCUGCCCUUAUUUCAUGGUGUACGGAUAAUACGUCACGCAUUUGGAAAGAAACCCCGCCGGUUGAAAUGUCGAUGAUAGAUUUGACAGGAGAAGGAGGAGGCGAGCCGUUAUGGGAAAAACAGAAAUCUCGAAAGUUGUUUGGGAAACCAAUUAGAGUGAAGAAAACGAAAAAUAAGAUAUUGAGCAAGCUGAAGAAUAUAUUACCUGAAAAAAAGCAAAAAAUGGAGGAUAAUGCAAUUGGGUUGCGAGCUCAGAUCGGGAAAAGUACAUCCUUCAGUGAAUUGCACAAUCUCAAUAUGGAGCACAUUGAUGUUCAGUUUCAUCUUGCCGCAACGGUGAAUGCGGAAACAGAUUGUCUACUUGUUCCAUCAAUGGACUCUACGCACCGAAAACCACUAUGUGUUCAUUGGCUGAACAAUAAAGAACUUGUUUUCAGCGUUGGUGCUGAAAAACUUCUUGCGGAAGCUGUUCUUAUGGAGAAUGAGUCCUCUCGUACAGGCUCUCAGCCAAUAUCAAUGGAAUCAUCUCCGGACCGCGAGAUGACUCAACAAAUUGCUAACGGUCACAUUGGAAAUGAUCGGCCGGGAAGCGCAUUUUGUGGCAGUGUUUGCUCUGAUACUCCGUCAAACAAAGAUAUUCUUGAUGUGAAAUUUGAAAUAUUGCUUCGGCAGUGGACCAAGACAAACGAUGUUCUAUUCACAAUUCACCCAAUUGACGGAAGUCUUCUCACAUGGACUGUGGAAUGGCUUGAUGAUCAUUAUCGCCAGCCAGUGAUCUCGUAUAGUUCACGUCUUCCAAAUGCUCUUCCUCAUAGUGAUGCAGUAUCUCUUCACUCAAAUUUGAGCACUUUCAAUCCUCAUGAACCAAUAUAUAUCAAUGUUCUUCGGCGGAAUGUUGAUGAGAAAGAGAAUGAUGUAGUUCAUGAGAAACUUCUUGAACAACAUGUUUCUAACACCAUUCACAUUCUAACAUCUCAUGAAAAUGGAACGUUGAAUCUUUGGCAUAUGUCGGUUGACGACAAGAGCUGUUUCUCCCAAGUACUGAACAUGACCCACAUAUCUCGAAUGUGUGGUCAUCGGUUCAAAAUCCAGCAGGUCGUAGCUCAUCCUGUUCUUCCACUCCUUCUCACAACAUCCAACUUCGAGUCUAAAAAUUCGGCGAUGGAUUAUACAUCAGAAGUUAUUCUUUGGAAAAUUGCCCCCGUAGGGCCUUUAUGCAAAAGCGGUGGUGUAAAAGAAUUGGCGAGGGUUGCUAGUCCGCUUGCAGAGGGAUUUUCGACGCUAGGAUGGGUUCCGGCAAUUUUGCCAAGCUGCACAUUAGGAACUGUUUGCAAUUCACCGUCGUCCUGUUUUAUUGCUAGCGAUGGCGAGAAACUUGUAAUAUAUCAGGCUGUAAUUGAUGCACGGGGUCUUCUCGCCGAACUUUCCAACGCCGAUGCGGCAUACAACAAGAAUAAGUUCCUUGACGAUGAUGAUAGCGAUAGAAUGCUGAGAACACCUUCACCACGACGAUCAUUUGCUCCAUCGUUUAUUCGUGAAUUCAAUGUGGUUUCUACGCAAUCGACAGCCAAGCCGGGUUGCGUGCUUGAAGUUGGGCUCAUUGAAGAUAACUUCUUGAAGAAUGUUAAUUUGACAUUCCUGCACGUUUUUCAAGCGAGAUUAGUCAUAAGAAAUGAGGAAGAGUGGACGAACCCUGAUGGCACCGUUCCAUUGGGAAGUGUCAUCGAUCGCAGCAAAACGACAGCAUUCAAAGAUGAAUAUUUCAUCGUAAUGGUUGAUCAUGAAGACACAAUUUUGAUGUAUUCACUCACUAUAUCGUCCCAGCAACCGCAGCCAAUUCCUAAUUUUGACACCGAAAUUUUGCCCGAUGAGAAGGGACUUUUACGACCUGCUAGUCCUAUGGCUCCCUCCAUGGCAAAACUGAAAUUUGAGACCAAACUUGUUUGCCGCCAAAAAUUCCCAUUAGCAAGUGGAACUCGCAUUAAAAACGUAACACCGGCGGCUGGACAUCUAUCAUCAUCGUCUUUGUAUCCGGCAUGUGAGACGCCAUAUGUUCUCAUUACUUCCGAUACGGAUGACUCCGUUCGAUUCUGGAAAUGCGUUAAGAACCAGGAUAACAUUGAUUCGACAGAUAUUUAUGAGUGGUGUGAAUGGAACAUGAUCAGCGAGAAUCGACCAAGUGAACUUGGAAUGGAGGGAGCGGUUUAUGAUAUCACAGCUGCACACAGCGGGAGAAUUGCAUUGGCUUAUGAAAACUCCGGCGCCAUUACUAAUGACAUGAAUUGUAUUGAAGUAGCGGUAUUUGAAUGUGAAUCAUCAGGUGGAGUUGAAUGGCUAAGAGAAGAUUCAUUUGAGAUCAAACAAAGCAAAUUUUUAACAAUGCCCAGAGCACAUCAGGUUGAACUUUCCAUGUAUAAUCAUCCAGAACGACAAAGUGAACUUCUCCAAGCCAUGCAACAACGACUGAACACUGGACCAGUUAAGGGACCCUCGCCUGAUUUGAAACGUGUUAUUGAAUCUGGAAUUGCACCUGCUACACGUGAUGUUCAAAUUGAUGUCAACACAAUGGUUAAGUUGGAUUGGGUGUCGACAGAAGAUGGUGGACAUAUGCUGACAGUUGGAUUUGGAGCUAAAGUUUACAUAUAUACUCAGGUGUCUCAUGAUCCUGCUCAACAAAAUGUUACCUUGAUGAAGGAGAGCGAAACAAGCAUGCGCCGUCCAUCAUUGAGAAAAGCUUCAUCUCUUCUUCCUAAUAUGCAGCCUCACAGCCGCUUGACUAAGUGGAUUUGUUGCCGCGUAUUGAGUUUGGACUCUGCUGAUGGUCUUCCUCCAAUUCCUACAUCACUGAGCUGGGCGAGAGACGGAAUAUUGAUCGUAGGAAUGGAGAGUGAGAUGAGGGUGUACAAUCAAUGGAAUUUUGAAACUCCAAAUGAAAACAGUGCAGUGAAUCGUCGCUCAACAAAUCCGCAUAUUGUCAGCCUUCCAGUUUCUACCUCACAUUCCAUGUUGGACCAAGUUAACAAAAAGAAAGAAGCUCUUGCUUCUAGUAGGAGCCGAGUUUUCCUUGAUCUUGUUUCCAAUAUGCACAGAAGUCACAUGAAAGAUGGUGAUUCCCAACUUGUUAUGGAAAUUAUUGCAACGGAAGGAGCUUUCGAAGCUGCUCACUUAUGUUCUCCAAUUCUUCCACAAUAUCAUCCAAAACAGUUGAUUGUGCUUCUAAACGCUGGAAAAACAAAACGCGUCAAAGCCAUCCUUUUGCAUGUUCUUACCAGUUUAAAGCAGAGACAAGUUUCGGUUCACAAUCCUCUUUCGAGAGCAGCAUCGUUGCGAAGAAUGUCUACUGUUGAUGGAGUUGAAGAGCAGGCGAACAGAGAUACCAUUAUUCCAAAGUUCGAUGAAGAUUCCUUGGAAUAUGAUGAGAUUGAUGAUAUUCCUCCUCUCCCAUUGUAUGCUUUGUUGGCUGCCGAUCAUGAUAAUGAGCAAAUCGGCGAAAAAGCGGAAAGUGUUAUGACUAAGGAUGAAAAUGAAUAUGACGAUUUGUUUGAAGAUGAAACGGUUCCAGAUGACCUCGAUGAUAUGCUGAAAGAUAAUGAUGGAUCCACUUCUCGAUCCCGCUUACAGUCUUGUGGAAGUGGUGACAUUAAGCAGGAGAAACUAGUAUCCACAGUGUUUACUGCAAAGCACUAUCGGAAGCUGACAGAAUUGUUAACACAUACACAUCUUCCUGGAUUAUCCAGUGUCGAUCAAAUGCAUCUUCUAGCCAUUGCUGACACAUUGAGUCAUUUCACAAGUGAUGUUAUUGACAAACUUACUCAAGCUAAUGCUGCGAUGCAACCAGUCAUCCAAUCCGUUCUUGGAGAUUCAGCUGCCGGAGGGUACGCUACUGCCGCAGGAGGAAUGGAAACUGUCGAUGAAUGUGGUCUUCGUUACCUAAUGGCAAUGAAACAACAUGAAUACCUCCUUGUUUGUCUUCCGUACAAGCAACGAAUGGAACUUAAGAAAACUGGACUUGCCCCAGCUCAUAUUAUCUGGGCGCAGCAUUCUGAGACCGAAACUGAACUAUUAAACGCAGUUCCCGGAAUGCAGAAAGCGGCAGCAACUUGGGAAGAACUUCGUGCAUUGGGGAUUGCGUGGUGGCUUAAAAACACUGCUAGCUUAAGAAUCUGUGUCGAGAAGCUGGCCAAGGCUGCUUUCCAAUUGAACCAGGACCCUAUGGAUGCUUCUCUCUACUAUUUGGCAUUAAAAAAGAAAAAUGUAAUGACACAUCUCUUCAAAACCACUAGAAAUCAAAUGAUGACGGAUUUCUUUAUGAAUGAUUUCAAUAGUGAACAUUGGAAGAAGGUUGCUGCUAAAAACGCGUUCGUUUUAAUGUCAAAGCAACGUUUUCACCAUGCCGCCGCAUUUUUCCUUCUCAGCGGAAGCUUAAAAGAUGCCAUUCAAACAAUUCUUGCCAAAUGCAACGAUCUUCAACUAGCUUUAGUUGUUAUUCGUCUUUAUGAGCAAGAUAUCGACGUGCAACAAACCAUGAUCAAAGAAAUCCUUUGCCGAGAGGUAUUAGGAAUGUCACCUGAUGAAUUUGAAGCCCAACGUGGAAAAACUGAUGACGACGCUACUCUUGGAAUUCAUGCUUCAAGGGAGCCAUUUGUGAGAUCAAUGGCGUUCUGGAUGUUGAAAGAUUAUAGCAGAGCGGCACAUACGUUGGUACAAGAGGCACAUUCGAAUCGAAAUCAUACAAGCCUUUCGGAUAUAUUCAACUUCUACUCAUUCCUUCGCAAACAUCCUUUAGUUGUUCGACAGCGAUUAACCGAUGCAGGAGUACAAGUUGGAUCAACUGAGAAGUUUUUAUCAAUUGGAAAACAGCUCGAAAGUAUAGUAAUUCCGCCGGAAAGGCGGUUAUUCUUCCGAACAGCUGCCGAACAUAUGGCUCGAGGAUGUCCGAUGCUAGCAUUAGAUGUUUUAAGUAGAUUGCCAAGAAAAAUCAGUAUGGUUCAAGAUUAUAACGAUGCGUUAAAGGCAUUCCUUGGCGGCGGAAACGCACAGACAAACGAACCAGAUCUCGAAACGGUGGAAAAUGUUGAUUGGAGUGCACCAACAAAUGUUGUGAAAGAUGACGAACUGGAUCUUAAAUGGAGUGAUGAUGAGGAAGAAGAAAUCCAAAAAAUUGACGAAGAAGCUCACGAACCAGAAUCUACCAAUGAAACAAAACAACUGACAUUUGACACAGCCUUGGAUAUUGACACGUCUGGUCUUACGAGCAAUCAUCUCAUUGGAACUAUGGAUAUUUUCGCACAGCAUUUGAAAUUUGUUGCUUCACUACGGAUUCUCACAGAAGAGCUUUCAACUCUUGCUAGUGGCUUUGAAGUGGACGGCGGACAGCUGAGAUUUCAACUAUUUAAUUGGAUUGAAAAAGAAGUUGAAGUUCUCAAGCACAGUUGUGAUUAUCGUGUUAACGUCGAUUUGGAUGACUCAGCUGGAUUUGACGAGGAGGAGUCAUUUGUUGAAGGCUAUAAUGAAAAUAGCCCAGUUGCGCUUCAUGAAGCAUUAAAGAUGGAUCGAUCAGAAAUGAUUGCAAGAAUCAAAAUUUGCUCAAGGAGAAGAAAAUGGCUCACGGCGAACCAAAAACUUCUUAGAUCGUUUACAUCAUUCUGUGCCCUUCAUUCGGCUCAAAAUCACCGUUUGACUUCAGCUCUGAUGGAACUACUUCUACUGCUCUUAGAAGUACAGAAAGAUACUGGCGUCCAGCACUUGAAUGAACCAAUUCCGGAUAUGAAUUCAUUACCAUUGAUUGAAGCGUCUGUUUCAUCGGCAAAAAUGUUUGUAUCAUCCCCACUAGCAUUCAUCGAAAACCAAUGUUCCGACCUUCUCACGACAGUCUGCGAAAUGCACGACGUACCCGAUAUGAAUAAAGGACUGCAAAAAUGUUAUAUGCUUUAUAAUUUGUGUCAAGGAUUGUCAUCUUGCCUUUACCAAUCACUAAGUGACGUAGACCAACUCAGCGGUGAUCAAUUUCGCUUUGACGGAAAACCGGGAAUUCUAACUAAGAGAACAAGAGCUGUAUCAAUGUCAACUGAAGACAUGCGUGUAACCACUGCGCCAGUGAAAUGGCCUGGUGUGGAAUGUCUGAUCGCGCUUCUAGGACGAGAGAAAGAUGACGAGGCUCCACAUCUACGCCUUCUUCUUGUAGAAUCUUUUGUUGCAAUAACAAUGUCAUUGUUCUGUUUUGCUAUUGCUGCAUAUGAUUCAAGAUGGUUGUAUCGUCUCAGUGCUCAUGAAAUCGAUCCUAGCAAAUUUGGGUUGAUCUUUGGCGGAGGUGGAGAAAAGCGACUAAAGACAAUCCCACCUGCAAGACCCCCAAGGCCGACAUCUCCAAGGAUCAAAAAACCUUCAGAAAGCGAAUCAAUCGAUGGAAGUACUUUGAGAUCACGGCUGAAUUUGAGAGUGUUUGGACCGGAUUCAAGUCCUGCCCAUGUACAACAUUCGCCUGUGAACGAGCAAAUCAUUUCGAAAUGGAUUCCGCCACAGAAAAACAUUGUACAAUUAUAUGCCGAUCGACCAAUAAUUGCUGGAACGGAAGACCUCGGAAUAAACUAUGAUUCUGAUGAUGAGGAGGAUGAUGAGAACACACGCAGUGAUGAUGGUGAGGAUACCAUGAAGUGCGAAAACGCCGAUCCGAACUCAUUUGCUUGGCAAUUGUUGCGAUUGGCAUUGAUUCAACAACACCUGUACCGUCUUCGUCAGUUUUUGAUCCUUGCAGGAUAUGAUCCAAAUGAAAUUCCCGCUAUAGCUCCACGCAUCGAAGCAGUUCUUCGUCAGCUUGAAAAUUGGAGUGAACAACAAGAACAACGCCUAAAGGAAUUCCCUGGUGGUAUACCUAGUGAUCUUCUUCCCGAUAUGACACUUGACUUAUCCGAUCAACACCUUGCUGCGACUAUGAAGAAAUAUUCGGUCAUAGUCAAGCCAAAUAAUACACCAUUCGAAAGUGAUGAUAAAAAAGUGCAGCCUAUUCAACGGCUUUGGGCAUUUCUGGUACGAGAGGAUCACCUACAGGAAAUCUUCAUCAAAUACAUUUUUGCACAGCAAUGUCAAAUGGAAAACGCAACUAAUCGUAUUGACAUACUCACUGGAGUUGAUCAACAUCAAACUCUUCCCGAAGCGUUCAAGAUAAUUCAAAAAGACAACGAACCGAUUGUAGCGUUCGGAUGCAAUCAAGAAAGCCCCGGUGGAUACAUCGUCGUUUCUAAUGGAAGGGAAUUGCAAGAAAUGGAUAUAUCAGACAUUUUCGAGGAUCAGUUGGAUAAAACUUCUUGGAUGUGGAAUAGAGCUGAGCUUGAUAUGAACAAUAUUCAUCGAAAACGGGAUCCAAUUCGAGAUAAUGAUGAUUAUCAACUUUUCACAGAAACGAUACCGUCAACAAAUCCAAGAAAUACAAAUGUAAUUCUCAAGCGCAACGUUGCUGGAGUUCGCAGAAUAGAUUCUCAUCCAACUGCACCAUUCUACGUCACUGGCUCUUCCGAUGGAUCUAUACGUGUUUGGAAAUGGGGCGGACGAGAGGUCGUUUAUACUGCGCGAGUAGCUGGCCAGCAUGCAAAAGUCUCUAAAAUUUCAUUCUCGUGUAAUGGCAAUAAGUUCGCUGCCGUUGACGGUGACGGAAUGCUCUGCCUUUGGCAGGCUAGUCAGUCCACAGAACAAAGGAAACCAUUCUUUAGCCAACGAUGCCACAACAAAUCAGCAUCUGACGUUCGUUUCCUCGGACACUCAUCUUCCGUUCUCGUCACUGCCGGAUCUUCAUCGCUUGAUUACAAUCUCGGAUUAUGGGAUACUCUGCUACCCCAGAAUCGUGCCCUUGUACAUUCCUGGGUUGCUCAUACAGAAGGUGCAACUUGUGCCAUGUAUUUACCAUGCCAGCAGACCAUUGUUUCUGGUGGUCGCCAUGGUGAAAUUUGUUUGUGGGAUAUUCGCCAACGGCAACUAAGAGCAACUAUUAAGGCUUUUGAGCCGACUCAAAUGGUCAAAGCUUUAGUCACCGACGUUUCUCAAGAUCUGAUAGUCGCGGGAUCUAGUGAUGGCGAUAUAAAAAUAUGGUCAGCUGAUUUUAAUCCUCAAUUGAUGUAUUCAUUGAUCGGGGAACAUGCGACAAAAAGUGGAUUUUCUUUCCGUCAAGUGGGACAAACAACUGUGCAAGGUGUUCAGCAAUUAUUUAUCGAUCAACAAAUGCAUCUAUUCUCUUGUGGAGCGGAUGCUUCUUUAAAAUUCCGAACUUUACCAUCAAUCUUCAACAUGACAAACUUAGUAUAG